Molecule: messenger RNA, 996 nt
Organism: Penicillium macrosclerotiorum
Lineage: Eukaryota; Fungi; Ascomycota; Eurotiomycetes; Eurotiales; Aspergillaceae
Product: ubiquitin-specific protease OTU1
Exons: 1
Coding region: 1-996 (331 amino acids)
Biological process (GO): endoplasmic reticulum unfolded protein response; protein deubiquitination
Cellular component (GO): cytosol; nucleus
Molecular function (GO): cysteine-type deubiquitinase activity
Source: RefSeq, a predicted model, not a curated record
AUGCGAUUGCGAGUCCGUGGGCCUUCGGGUCAAUCGACGGUCACGUUAGACGAUUCAGCCACGAUCCAGGACCUUCGGGCACAAAUCACAGAGAAGACCAACCUCGCAGCCUUCGAUAUUAAAUAUGGAUACCCAGACCUUAAGCCUUUGAAUCUGGACGAUUUCCUACCGGGACGACUUAUAUCCGAACUUGAAAUCAACCUGAACUGUGAGCAGUUGAUCAUCGCGCCACGAGAAAGCGCUGCCCCGCCCAGCGCUGCCUCUGCCAGCCAACCUGGCUUUGACGCCCAGAAACCCUCGCAACAGUCCUCGAUGCCCGCCAACCCCGAAACCUUAGCCGACGAUCCACCGGAGAUCGCAUCGCCCGAGCAUGGCGGCACCUUCGUUCUACGGGUCAUGCCGGACGAUAACUCAUGCCUCUUCCGCGCAGUCGGGGCGGCCGUGAUGGGUGAUAUGGAUACUAUGGUAGAGCUCCGGUCGGUCGUGGCAGGUGCCAUUCAAGCAAACCCAGCAGAGUAUACGGCGGCCAUCCUGGGGAAAAGACCAGACGAAUAUUGCCGAUGGAUUCAGAAUGAGGAUUCGUGGGGCGGUGCGAUCGAGCUCAAGAUUAUCAGCGAGUAUUUCAAUAUCGAGAUAUGUUCGAUCGAUGUACAGACGCUUCAUAUGUUCCAAUUCAAUGAAGGAGCCCCAACCCGGUGUAUUGUGGUCUAUUCAGGCAUUCACUAUGAUGUGCUGGCUCUCUGCCCAUCCGAUCCGCCACACACCCGCGCCAACUUGUUUGCGCCUAGUGACACCAAGGUCUUUGACGCCGCCGAUCCAGUGGUUCUGCAGAAGGCGAAGGAGAUGGGUCAGGCCUUACAAAGCAAACAUUAUUACACCGAUACCUCGGGCUUCCUUGUUCGCUGCAAUACCUGUGGAGGAACUUUCACUGGGGAGAAGGGAGCCGCCAAGCAUGCAUCGGAAACCGGUCACUAUGACUUUGGAGAAGCGGCCUAG